Scleropages formosus (Asian bonytongue) is the source of this 2069-nucleotide messenger RNA. RefSeq names its product cytosolic phospholipase A2 gamma-like. The transcript is spliced from 11 exons. Lineage: Eukaryota; Metazoa; Chordata; Actinopteri; Osteoglossiformes; Osteoglossidae. The record is from RefSeq and is a predicted model, not a curated record. Gene Ontology annotation, biological process: glycerophospholipid catabolic process. Bases 1 to 1635 code for a protein of 544 amino acids. Gene Ontology annotation, molecular function: calcium-dependent phospholipid binding; calcium ion binding. Gene Ontology annotation, cellular component: nucleoplasm; nuclear envelope; cytosol.
AUGAGAAAAGCUGCUGUUUGCCAUUUUCCUUCCUCUUUUAGCAAGUAUGUGCGUGUGUCUAAAUCCCUCAAUCGGAAGGAGGAGCAAUACAUUAAAGAGAGACAAGCGGUGGUGGAAAAAUGUCUGAAAGACAAUGGAAUUAAAUAUAAACAGAAACAUGUCCCUGUCAUUGCUGUCCUGGGCUCAGGAGGAGGUGAAAGGGCCAUGGUGGGACUGCUGGGCUCUUUGGCUCAGAUGGGAGAGGAGAAACUGCUGGACAGCAUCACCUAUUUGUGUGGAGUGUCAGGAUCCACUUGGUGCAUGGCAUCACUGUAUGAGGACCCCAAAUGGUCUAUAAAUGUAGCUGCUGACAAGAAAAAAAUUGUGGACAGACUUUCAAAUGGAAAAUUCAAUAUAUCAGACAUGCUGGAGUGGCUAAGUGAAGCUGUGAAAGAUGAGAAUUACUCACUGACAGAUUUUUGGGCUGCAACUGUUGUUUACAACAUCAUAAAAGAGAUAGAUAGACACCAUCUCUCAGAACAGCAAGACAGAGGCCCAACCAACCCAUAUCCCAUCUACACAGCCAUCGACAAGGGACUGUAUGAAGACCAUCAGACAUUAUCCUGUUGGUUUGAGAUCAGUCCUUAUGAAGCUGGUUAUUCCCAUGUGGGGGCCUAUGUGAUCACAUCCCUCUUCGGCAGCCAGUUUGAGGAAGGAGAGCUCAAAAAGGUUGUCAAAGAGGAAGACAUGUUGUACCUGCAAGGAAGCAACACAAACUAUCCAAGAGUUUGUGUUCUGCAAAAAAAUGAGUGGCUGAACUUGAAUGCAGAGGAGAGACAGAAACAUGUUGCACAUCUUUCCAUUGAAAUCUGCAAGGCCCUCAAGGGAUUGUUUGGUCCUUUGGAAGGAACUUCAGAAAUACUGCGGAAGACCAUAAUAGCUCUUUAUAACUGGACCUGGGGCACCAAAUUCAACUUCCUGUACAAGUACCCAGCAAAAGGCAAGAUAUAUUCAAACACCAACACAACAGAAAUGAUGCUCUCGGCCCGAAGAUCCUGUUUUCUCCAAGACCUGCGCUUACAGCCAGCCUUCCUGGCCUGCUUAGCGCCCUCAGACUCUUUUUCAGCACAUUCACAAACACAGCCACCCCACUAUUUUCUCCCAGGCAUCCCACCCCCUCUACUGUCAGAUGAAAAGCAAUAUUUUGAGGAUGCAGGAAUCCUGUUGAACUCUCCGUAUGUGGCUGCCUUACGGCCGGAGAGGAAGGUGGACCUCAUUCUUUCCUUUGACUUCAGCAGUGGUGAUCCCUUCCUGACAGUGAAGAAAGCUGCAGAUUACUGUAAAGAGGCUGGAAUACCAUUCCCCUCCGUGGUCAUAGAACCAGGAGAGGAAAAGAACCCUAAAGACUUCUAUGUGUUCAAAGAUGAAACAAAAGCACCCAUCGUCAUCUACAUUCCGCUCUUCAACACUGUCAACUGUGAAGAAAAGAUUGAGGAGUGGAGGAAGAGGUACAAAACUUUUCAGGAUCCAUACAGCAAGGAAAUGAUUGAGGACCUGCUGCUGGUGUCCAGUGGGAAUGUGAAGAACAACAAGGAGAAGAUCCUCAAUGAGAUCAAGGCAGCAUGUGCACGCUUGUCACGCCCGCCAACUCGGUAACAAGCAACACUGGGAGCCGAUCAGGGUCCGGGCACAUAAAAGGGCAGCCCAGACCAUAGGAAGCUGUGGAACCUCGUUCAGCCUCGCUACUUGUCCUGCUCCUCGUACUCGACUUCCUGGUUUGCCACGACUCCUUGCCUGUCUUCUGGAUUAUGUUUCUCGGAUUCUCUCUUCGGACUACGUUCGCACAUCGGUUUCUCUUGCCUGUCUCUUCGACCAUGUCUUCUGGAUUGCCCCUUGAACAGCCUUCCUGUGCUCCGCACUUGGUUCCGGCACACCCGCUCCGGGGAAACACCGUGACAACGCUAAUGCUUUAGAAGCUGCUUUUUCAUCGACUUCUUUUUGAAUCAUUUCUAAAUUAAUCAGCAUUUUAUUAUUUUCUAAUCAGAAAAAACGUUACAACCAUAUAUCAUUAAAUAUAAUCAAUCUCUAGC